AUGUCAGACCAAAACAAAACAAAGAGAAUGGCCACUAAAGGUGCUCUUACACGUUUAACAACAUAUUUUCGAAGUAUAGAAAAUAAUGAAAUUAUCGACUUCGUAGAUUUAGAAAUUCGAUUAUCCAAAGCCGAAGAGCUUUUAGAUGUUUUUAAUGAGGUUCAGCUGCUUAUUGAAACUGAUGAUCCUGACUGCGAGGAAAAUUAUGACGACCUACUGACACCUACAUUUGAUGGAUCCUUUGAUCAAUUCCUCUUCUUUCGCGACAGUUUUAAUUCUAUUAUUAAUGAUGAUACUUCACUUUCCAAUGUACAAAAGUUUCAUUACUUACGUCUGUCAUUACGUGGCAUAGCUGCCGACACUAUUAAAUCUUUGCAAGUUUGCGAUGCAAACUACGACAUUGCUUGGAGUUUAUUGAUCGAAAGAUUUGAAAAUAAACAGUUACUCGUAAACAAUCACAGUAAAGCUCUCUUUAACCUACCACUAGUCACAAAAGAAUCAAAUCAAGGUCUCAGACAACUUCUAGACAAUACACAAAAACAUUUACGUGCUUUAGAAGUUUUAAAACGCCCCACUAAACACUGGGAUGAUUUGAUUAUCUAUUUGUUAACAACAAAAUUUGAUAACUCAACAAGACGCUCUUGGGAGUCACAAAAUUGUAAAGACAACCUACCAGUUUUAGAUGAUUUACUGAAAUUUUUAAAAGAACGAUGUCGUAUCUUAGAGUCAUUAGACAACUACAAUGAUAAUAAACAGGAUCAAAAUUCACCACGUUACAAAGGUAAUAAGUCUGAAACAAGAGCCUUUGUUUCUAACACAGAGAAUAGGUUUAAAUGCAACUUUUGUAAUAAGGAACAUAAAAUAUAUUAUUGUCCUGACUUCUUAAAACUAAAUCCUACUAAUAGGUUAAACAAUGCAAAACGUCUACGUUUAUGCCUUAAUUGUCUUGGCACAUGCCAUCGUACUAAGGAUUGUCGUUCUACUGGUUGUAGAAAAUGUGGAAGGAUCCAUCACACUAUGUUACACUUCGAGAAUUCACAAUCCUCAAAUUCAGUUUCCACAGAAAACAAUUCUUCUCAAUCUUCAUUACCUUCCAAUGUUCCAAACACUGGGUUGCAGUCUAAUGAAUUUACUUCUACCUCUAACUUCUCUUCAACACAUGAUAUAAGCUCAAGUGUUCACACUGCUAUUAAACCGUAUAUUCUACUCUCAACUGCUGUUGUUAACGUUUUUGACAAGUUCGGCAACUCACAUAAAUGCAGAGUACUCUUGGACAACGGAAGUCAAUCCAACUUUAUAUCUGAGAAAUUUUUUGAUAUUUUACAACUUUCCAAGGAAAAAGUCAACAUUUUGAUCUCGGGAAUUAAUCAAUUAACUCACAAUAUUAACUUCCGGACAUCACUAACAUUUAAAUCAGAUAUUAACAAUUUCUCGAAAAAAAUAUCUUGUCUAAUGUUGCCCAACAUAACAAGUAAUUUACCUUACAUACAGAUCAAUCGUUCCCAGCUCAAUAUUCCAACAAAAUUACUUCUAGCUGACCAGAAUUUUGAAAAACCUGGUCCAGUAGACCUUCUUAUUGGAGCUGACACAUUCUGGGAUAUUUUAAACGUGGGACAAAUUAAACUUGGUCCUGGGUUACCGAUCAUUCAAAAAACCACUCUUGGUUGGAUAAUUUCUGGCCCAAUUCCAACAAAUAUUCAACACCACCCCCAACAUAAUUGUUACUUCUCUUCUACCAGUGAAUUAGAUUCACAGCUCACAAAGUUUUGGGAACUAGAGGAGUGUCCUAAAACUAAAUCUGUUGUAUUAAAAUUUACGUAA
Diabrotica virgifera virgifera (western corn rootworm) is the source of this 1821-nucleotide messenger RNA. RefSeq lists its product as uncharacterized. The transcript has 3 exons. The record is from RefSeq and is a predicted model, not a curated record. Lineage: Eukaryota; Metazoa; Arthropoda; Insecta; Coleoptera; Chrysomelidae. The coding region runs from base 1 to 1821 and encodes 606 amino acids.